GGGCCGAGAGGGAGGAGCCCGGAGGAUGGGCGUGAGAUCACUUCCUUGUGACCCGCCGAGGUGAGAGCGGGGACGGGGCAAAGAAGAACGACGAGGACAAAGGGGAGGAAGACCCAGUGGCGUUCGGGCGUCCUAGGCCCAUCGAGCCGGAUCCAUCGCCGGGCGGGCAGAAGACUCCAGUGAUUGCUCAUCCACCUCUGCAUCAAACGGAAAUUCCUCACCAGCAGCCUUCAGGCACUCAAUCAGCUCUCCCAGUUCUGAUCUCCUACCGCAACCACGUACUCCGCUACUCCAACUCCGACAACCUACUCUCCGUACCUCCGACUCGUCUGUCCCACCACCGACGCUUUGCCCGCGUCUCCCUCAGGCCUGGAACUUCUUCCCCCUUCGAGCCAACAGGGAGAAGCCUACCAUCCUCAUGCUGACUGCAAUAAUGUUGACCACCCGGCUUACCCGACCCUUCUUCGGUUUCUCUGGAAAAACUCUGAAUUUCAAGAACAUGCAAAAUGGUGCGAGGCCCGUGCAACGAUUUGACUCUCCCCCCUUUACCCCAGAUGGCCGUCGAUCCUACGCCGGCGACGUGGACCAGAUUGGCAGCAGAGCCGUGCUCGUCACUGGCUGCGAUUCAGGAUUCGGCUUCUCCUUAGCCAAGCACCUGCAUUCGAAAGGCUUCGUCGUGUUCGCCGGCUGCUUACUCAAGGAUAAAGGAGAUGCCGGGGUGCGCGAAUUGGACAGCGUGCAGAGCGAGCGGCUGAGGACCGUCCAGCUGAACGUGUGCAGUCAGGAAGAAGUGCAGAAAGCCAUGGAGUUGGUCAGGGCUCAUCUGAAGGACCCUGAAAAGGGACUGUGGGGCCUGGUGAACAAUGCAGGGAUCUCCACCUUCGGGGAGGUCGAAUUCACCAGCAUGGAGACCUACAAGGAGGUGGCCGAAGUGAACCUGUGGGGAACGGUUCGCACGACCAAAGCUUUCCUCCCCCUUAUCCGGAGGGCCAGAGGCCGCGUGGUGAACAUCAGCAGCAUGCUGGGCCGCAUGGCCAACCCCGCCCGCUCCCCGUACUGCAUCACCAAGUUCGGGGUGGAGGCCUUCUCGGACUGUCUGCGCUACGAGAUGCACCCGCUGGGGGUGAAGGUCAGCGUGGUGGAGCCGGGGAACUUCAUCGCCGCCACCAGCCUCUACAGCCCCGAGCGCAUCCAGGCCAUCGCGCAGAAGAUGUGGGACGACCUCCCCGAGGUGGUGCGGGAGGACUACGGCCGCAAAUACUUCGACGACAAGAUCGCCAAGAUGGAGACCUACUGCAACAGCGGCUCCACGGACACGUCGCCCGUCAUCGACGCCGUCACCCACGCCCUGGCCUCCCCCUCGCCCUACACCCGCUACCACCCCAUGGACUACUAUUGGUGGCUACGCAUGCAGGUCAUGACCCACAUGCCCGGAGCCGUCUCCGACCGGUUAUAUAUCCACUGAGCCGCCCCGCGACCCGUUGCCCGGCUCCGGGGGGGGGGGGGGGGGGGGGGAAGGAGCGAGGGAAGGGGCGCGGCCCCGGGGCCGCUUCUGCAGCGGGAGUCGGGGUUAAUUCCGUGGCCCGGUCAUCCGAGCUUUCGUUCACGUUCACUCGAUCUUCUUCUGGUGCUUCUGGCCGUUUGCGUACGCGCGAGUCGUGGGAUGGUUCAAGCUUAAGGAAUGGGACUGUGCGGGAAUCAUCGGGGUGUUGCCGGCGGAUGGACUUCUGAGGACCGGAAUCACCCCGUAACUGAAACGUUGGGCCCCCAGCCACCCCGACGUUGCUUACGCUGUAGAGAUUCUCACCUGGAGUGUUUGACCGGUGGAGCUUUCGGGGCCACGUCCGGUCGACGUCAGCCCCAGACUCCCCAUUUGGGCUUUUUCUGGGUUUGUCUCUCCCUCUAAUCCUCCCUGACAUUAUUCCCCGGGCUGGAUUUUCCCGUCGCUUUCAGCCCCCAGGUGGUAACGAUGGGCCCGGGUGGCCCUUUGGAAAUGAUCCGUCUCCUCAAGGGCAGAGAGCGGGCUCGGUGUGCCCUGUGACCCUUCCCAUCCUGCCCCGCGGUCGGUCGGCCCGGCACCGCUCGCUGCUCCGGAAGGGUGUUCUUCGCCACCCUGGGGAGAAGGGACCCAAACGAGGGUCUCUGACGAGGUCACAGCUAGGGAAGGGAUCGAUGUCUUGCUUCUGCAAAUAAUUUCGCUAAUUAGGGUAGUUGUUAAGCGCUUACUAAGGGCCAAGCGUGGUACUGAGCACGGGGGAAGAUCCAAGAUAUUCAGGUCAGACACGGCCCCUGUGCCACACUCAUGAUCUAAGGAGGUGGGAGAACAGAGAUUGAAUCCC
This is a messenger RNA of Ornithorhynchus anatinus (platypus), 2339 nucleotides long. It is a transcript of the gene BDH1, whose product is annotated as 3-hydroxybutyrate dehydrogenase 1. The transcript has 8 exons. Gene Ontology annotation, molecular function: oxidoreductase activity. Lineage: Eukaryota; Metazoa; Chordata; Mammalia; Monotremata; Ornithorhynchidae. The coding region runs from base 419 to 1465 and encodes 348 amino acids. The record is from RefSeq and is a predicted model, not a curated record.